AUGGAGGAAAAAGUGGAAUCCGAUGUUGACCUUGAACUCGGCACGACAACGCGAUCGUUACCCUAUCUUGUCCAUCAGCUAAUUUGGCGAAAAUGCGGAGAAAUUGAGGGCAUCUCGUCACUUUUUCUACUCGCUUACCUAUCAUACGUUUUGGUCACACGCAUUUUGAAUGAAUACCUCGGCGCCGCAACCGCACGAAUCGCCGGAGGACAGCUCGAAGAAUCCAUGGAGAAAAUCUCGGCCCGGGAUGUCGACUCGGCGAUGCUGCUGAAGCCGCUGCUGAAGAAGCUGAAGACGAUGCUCCGCAAUUUUGAAUGGGCAAAUAGCCCCCACAACAUGCGCACCGCCGAAUCGUUCGAGGACCCGCCGCCGACGUUUGGGCCCACGCAAUCGGUAAAGCUGGAAGACCCGAACGCCUGGGAGAAGUUCACCAAGACCGAGCAGCAGCUGAUGAAGCAGAAGCUCAGCGAGAAAAAGAACGAUUACCUCAUCAUCAAGAGGAGCCCCGGCAACGACAACAAGGCGGCCAAGUCACCCAAGUCUUCCAAGUCGAACAAGUCCAAUCGGUCCAACAAGUCGAACAAGUCCAACAAGUCGUCGAAGAAGAAGAAGGCCAAA
Molecule: messenger RNA, 618 nt
Organism: Mesorhabditis spiculigera
Lineage: Eukaryota; Metazoa; Nematoda; Chromadorea; Rhabditida; Rhabditidae
Source: the annotation of a GenBank genome assembly